Messenger RNA from Phytophthora sojae, 1227 nucleotides. RefSeq lists its product as hypothetical. The annotation marks the transcript as partial. The record is from RefSeq and is a predicted model, not a curated record. Lineage: Eukaryota; Oomycota; Peronosporomycetes; Peronosporales; Peronosporaceae. The transcript has a single exon.
AUGGCUGUGCACGCCUUGCCGCGUGACGAGCGGCUGCAGUGCGACCGCCGCAGCGAGGCGCUUCUGGGCGAGACCCUCGCCGCCUUCGCCGGAUUCGACAGCGCCCGCCUGGACCCGACCGAGUGGAAGUUCCUGGCGCGCCGCGACCAGUUCACAGUGCACCGCGCCGUGUCGUCCAAGCGCCAGGGCGUCGACAGCCACAAGCGGCGCGUCAUCGCCAGCGGGUUCCUCACCGCCAGUCUGCACGACGUGUUGGGCGGUCUCUACGUCGAGGACGACCACGAGCUGCUCACCACGCAGGCGAUACUCAACCCCAGCGGCAACACGGCGGUGGACGCGGCCGUGCUGAUGAUAGCAGAGCGGCGACAGCCUCGAGCCGCGCCGUUCCGCUUCGCGGGGGUCAAAUGGUACUCUUGGAAGAGAAAUACCAGUGGUGGUGGUGGAGGCAACCAGUUGACUAUCGGGGAGGGCCAGGAGUGUGAUUUAUUGACGUACGAACGCAUGGGGGACGCGUUGGCUGACGCUCGAGACGGUGACGGCAGUCAGGAGCUCGCGUACCAUGUGAUCCUGUCGCUGAACAAGGCCGAGUGGCCGCUGGACGUGCCUCGGGGACCUGGACUGCGACGAGCGGACAUGGCCUUUUGUUUUUUAUUCCGCAAAGUGUGCGAGGACCUGGUCGAGUGCUUUACGCUGCUGGACUAUGACUGUCGAACGGCGGGGUCGUCGAGACGAGCGGCGGACGCGGAGAUGGCGGACCGAGUGCUCAUGGUCACGAGGUUGCCGGAUUGUGCGCGGGCAAAGGUUCUGUCCGGGUUUGUCCACAAGGCGAAAGCAAGGCCGGUGCUGAUGAGCAAGACGUGUCUGCGGUGUGGCUCGAGGAGGAAAGUGCUGGAUCCGUUGAGGAAUUGCUCUGUGUGCAAGAAGUCGGUGUGCCAGAAGUGUUUGCAGCUGAAGGUCAUCUUCUCGAUCAACUCGCGGACGCACGAGCCGGAGACGGACGCAUUCUGCAACAAGUGUCUCGCUCGGAUUGACAUUCUGACCGCGAAGAAGAACGCGCAGCACAAUACAGCGACGUCUGCGAGUGGUGAUAGCUCGACUGGAGGAAGCGUGAAGGAGAAGGACAGGGAGAGUCACUCUGGGGGUUCCAGUGGAAGCAGCAGUCGAAGCGGGUUUAAGUUCUGGAAGAAGAACAAAAGAGAGCCAAGCCCGAGACCGGAGAAGGAGAGG